This is a messenger RNA of Salmo salar (Atlantic salmon), 5979 nucleotides long. Its product is annotated as zinc finger protein GLI1. Gene Ontology annotation, molecular function: RNA polymerase II cis-regulatory region sequence-specific DNA binding; DNA-binding transcription factor activity, RNA polymerase II-specific. Gene Ontology annotation, biological process: regulation of transcription by RNA polymerase II; smoothened signaling pathway. Lineage: Eukaryota; Metazoa; Chordata; Actinopteri; Salmoniformes; Salmonidae. The record is from RefSeq and is a predicted model, not a curated record. Gene Ontology annotation, cellular component: nucleus.
AGUGGGGAGGAGAAGAGGUCUCGCAUUCCACCAUUGACUGUGCAACCAACUUCGGGUUUGCGGGAGUUUGGUUACCGAAUAUGGGGUUUGUUCAAUGCUGUCCUGCACACUGAUUUCGUGAAUUACCUAUAAAGAAAACUAUGGGGAAAAAGCUCCUAAAAAUUGGACAAAGACGUGAAUUGAACACGGGAGGAAUAGAAGAAAGAACUAAAGGAUAAUUCCUGCAGCUCCAUCUGUACGUCUGCCAGAACGCAGAGAGAGAGGGAGCUUUAUUGGAAAUUCUCGAACCCCCAGCGGGACGCAAGAGAUCUCACCCCCAAGCUUCCAAAACUUCCCAAAGUCUUGGGAUCAAGUCAACAAACUGAUGCAGACGUCUUCAACUUUCCAUAGAAGGGCGUAAGGCUGCUUGCUGGCUGUCCUGUUCCGUCACAGAACAGAAUAGAGCACUGAGCAGAGGACAGAGCCCCAAUGCCAGUGGACAUGCAGCCACAUCAGGGGCUGUAUCAUUAUGAGUCUACACCCAACCAGCCGCCCAGAGGCCUUGCUCCUUCAGGAAGGUCUCCCUACAGUGAAGUGUCAUCCCUGCACGCUCCGCUCCACAACGGCCAUCCUCAGGACUGCAGGAACAUGUAUAACCCAAUGACCCCUAACCCCAGAAUCAAUCCUAACUCCGGUGUCAACCCCAUGGACCAGUACAUGCGACCCCCUCUGGCUCCCCCACUGCACAGCAUGAUGGGACACCGCAGCAUGAAUCAGUCCUCCGACGGUGGUAAUAGCACACCCUACUGUCACAACAACCUCAUGUCAUCCCACCACGGCUUCCCCCACGGACAGGGAUUAGACCAUGUGGGAGACGGCUCGCGGUUCUCAACGCCUCGCUCCAUGCUGAAGCUGAGUAAGAAGCGUGCCUUGUCCAUCUCUCCGCUGUCUGACGCCAGCGUGGACCUACAGACGGUCAUCAGGACCUCUCCUAACUCCCUGGUGGCCUUCGUCAACUCACGUUGUGGACCCAACGGAGCCAGCUCCUACGGACAUCUGUCUGUGGGUGCCAUGAGUCCAUCAAUGGGUUACUCCAACUCAAUGAACUACCAGUCCAGACAACAGGGCUCUCUGUAUGGUGGACACACCCCUGGACCCUGCCACGCCCCUCCCCCCCGACUACCCCCCCACAACCCCCGCCUCCACGCACCAAAACAUGGACACUUAAAGACAGAGCCAGUGCUGGGUAGUGUGAUGGAUGGGAUCAACAUUAAGAGUCUGGAGGAGAGGUCUGAGGGUGACGUGGCCAGCCCAUCCUCUACUGGCACACAGGAUCCUCUGAUGGGUCUGCUGGAGGGGCGGGAGGAUCUGGAUAAGGAGGAUAAACCGGAACCAGAGGCCAUCUAUGAGACCAACUGCCACUGGGAGAGCUGCAGCAAGGAGUUUGACACGCAGGAGCAGCUAGUCCACCACAUAAACAACGAGCACAUCCAUGGAGAGAAGAAGGAGUUUGUGUGCCACUGGCAGGAGUGUUCCAGGGAGCAGAGACCAUUCAAAGCCCAGUACAUGCUGGUGGUUCACAUGCGCAGGCACACAGGAGAGAAACCGCAUAAGUGUACUUUUGAGGGCUGUAAUAAGGCCUACUCUCGCCUGGAGAACCUGAAGACCCACCUGCGGUCUCAUACAGGGGAGAAGCCGUAUGUCUGUGAACACGAGGGAUGCAACAAAGCCUUCUCCAACGCCUCAGACAGAGCCAAGCACCAGAACCGCACACACUCCAACGAGAAGCCGUAUGUGUGUAAGAUCCCUGGGUGUACGAAACGCUACACAGACCCCAGCUCACUGCGGAAGCACGUUAAGACAGUCCACGGCCCUGAGGCUCACAUCACUAAGAAGCACCGAGGGGACACUGGGCCCCGGCCGCCUGGCUCAUCACUGACCCCUGGUGGACAGUCUGGUGAACUGCUGCUAGAGAAAGAGGAGACUAGACACAGGGAGGACUGCAAACUGCUGGCGCCUGAAUCUGCUCUGAAGUCUCAGCCCAGUCCGGGUGGCCAGUCAUCCUGCAGUAGCGAGCGUUCUCCGCUGGGGAGCGCGAACAACAACGACAGUGGUGUGGAGAUGAACCUGAACGCAGCAGGGAGUCUGGAGGACCUGACCGCUCUGGAGGACGGAGGGGCGGGAGGAGGAGGGGAAGCUGGGGGAAGAGGGCAGGGCAUGGCAGGGAUGGGGGGCACGUCGGCUCAGGCCCUAAAGAGACUAGAGAACCUGAAGAUAGACAAGCUGAAACAGAUCAGAAGGCCCACUCCACCCGGACGCUGUGGUAGGAGUAGCAAACUACCAGCACUCACAGGUUGUCCAGGAGAGAUGAUGGGAGGGAUGUGUACUCCCUCGCCCCUCCUCUCCAACCGCCGCGUCAUGGAACUGUCCAAUCACGAGCUGGGCGGCGGACCCUCUGGCAUGCCCCCCCCUAUCAGUGACCGGAGGGGGAGUGGCACCAGCAGCCUAAGCUCUGCCUACACAGUGAGCCGUCGUUCUUCCAUGGUGUCCCCCUACCUCUCCAGCCGGCGCUCGAGCGAGGUCUCCCAGUUAGGAGGAGGUGGAGGAGGGUUCCUGGGUCCUGACCAGGGAGGAGGUGACCCCCUCUCCCCUGAGAGCAGCCGCCGAAGAGGGCCCUGCCAUGGUGUUGGAGGGGGAGGAGGGUUGCCAGGUCUGCCUUGUCUAACACCCGCUCAGCAAUACAGCCUGAAGGCUAAGUAUGCAGCAGCAACUGGCGGCCCACCCCCUACCCCGCUGCCCAGUAUGGAACAGGGAGCAGGGACACCCGGGAGACGAGGAGUGCUCCUCAGCGAGUACCAGGGUCAGCCGCUACCUGCGUUCCUGCAGCAGGGGGGUCAGAGGAGACACAGUGCCAACACGGGGGAGUAUGGCACUGGGGUCAUCUACCCCCACCAAGCCCCGGGGAAUGCCACCCGGCGUGCCAGCGACCCCAUCCGCUCCACCGGCGACCCACAGGCCCUUCCCAAGGUGCAACGCUUCAACAGCCUGAACAAUGUGGCCAUGAUGGGUCGGAGGAACGCCCUGCAGCAUUGUGGGUCAGACGCCAACAUCGCCCGCCACAUGUACUCGCCGCGGCCACCCAGAAUUACAGAAAAUGUCCUGAUGGAGGCCAUGGCUACAGACUACCAUGGAGGAACCAUGGAUGCCAGGAACCACUGCAUGAUGCUUUCCCCAGGAGAGAGAGGCUUCCUGGGCUACCAGUCCCACCACAUGGGGGGGCCCACCAGCCUGUUAUCACCCAGCCACGACAGCCUGGGAUGCCCGGAGCAGGGCUACCAGACACAGGGACAGAUGUUCAUGCAGGGUGGGCACCACCAGGGCACCUCCAGAGGACCAGGUCAGGGCCAGAUGGGGCAGGGGGGACCCAUUCACCCAGAGGGGAUGUCAAAAAUCUUGCUGCAGCAGGCUGAGUACAGUAUGAGUACCUGCCAGCUUAGUCCCUCUGGACCACACUACCCCAGCCUGGACCAGGGUGGCCCCGAUGUAGGUACAGGGGCCUGGAUAGAGAGCAGCCAGGUCCAGACCACUCAUGGAGUUCUUCAGACGGAGAUGCAGUAUCAGGACCAGGGCUCUAUGCAGGGCCAGACACAGGGUCUGUACACCCAAGAGCCCGAUGGCGGACACAAACUGAUCAUCAAACCAGAACAGCAGCAGUACCACCCAGCCCUAGCCAACCCAGAUGCCUGCCAGAAGCAACUCCACCAACACCAGCAGCAGAGGCCCCAUCCAGGGCAGACACCCAUGCCCAUGCGACCCAUGUCCUCCCAGAGCGGUUACCCCCAGCAGGGGCAGCCUGGCCAGGGCAUGAUGAGGACCACCAACCCCAGCUGUGACUUCCAUGGAGGAGGCAUGGAGAACCAGAACCAGGCCUCCAUGCAGCAAGGGAAGCAGCAGGGUUCCUUCCCCCAAAGCGGAGGCAUCAGCCUGGGGUCGGCUGCGCUGGGUGCUGGGGGUCGCUCCCAGACACCCAUGAUGCAGGUGAAGGAGAUGAUGGUGAGGAACUAUGUGCAGUCGCAGCAGGCUCUGAUGUGGGGUCAGGAGCAGGACCAGAGGGGGAUAGGAGUGGACGGCAAACCUCUUCCUCUGUCAGACAGCAUGGACAUGACAGGACAGCAGGUGGCCAUGAUGCAGCAACAGCAUAGUCCCCAACACCAACAUAAUCUCUACCCCAACCCAGGCUCCAGCUACCCAGGCUACCCUACCAACCAGAACCUGAUGAGCUCCCCAGCACACAACCGAGUCCCCAGCUCUGGCUCCUCCAUCCCCCCGACGGAGGUACCCAUGACGGGUCUGCCUGGAGGCCCAGGGUCCUGCUACGGCCAGGACAUGGGGGCCCCUGUAGUCCCAAGACCCCCCCAGUGCCGGAAGCCCCUCAGCAGGCAGAAUAGUCUCCAGUCCCAGGGAGGUGGAGCGUACCUGGGCAGUCCUCCCCACCUCAGCCCAGUCCACUCUACCUCCAGCCCCAGACGUGUGGUUCGUCUGCCCCCUGUCCAGGGCCACAUGACCCCCCAUCAGACCCACCAGGAGAUCUUCCCUCCCUUAAACAACAUCAACAAUAACAUGUACUACUCUGGCCAGAUCCACUUGCAGCACUCUGACAUGGACAAGCAGCAGAUCCAGCAAAUCAGCCACCCUCACCAGGACCCAACUCAGACCGGGCCCUGCCUCAAUCAGCACCAGCACCAACAGCACAUGGUAACCCACAUGGAUCACCAGGGCAAUAAGUCUGCGUCCCUAGCCUACCUUCAUGAGUCGACCCCCAUCUCCAAUGCUCUGGAGAACCUAGAUCUGGACAACGCCCAGAUAGACUUUACCUCCAUCAUCGAUGACCCAGACCCCUCGUCAUUCAGCCCCAUCAACCCUCCUCUCCAUGGGGGUUCAUCCCAGACCUCGUCCCGCCUCACCACCCCUCAGACAUCCAUCACCAUGCCCCCCUCUGGGCUCCCUAACAUGGCUGUAGGAGACAUGACCUCCAUGUUGACAUCUCUGGCCGGAGAGAACAAGUACCUUAAUACACUGUCUUAGAACCCAAAGACUCUGUUCUAGAACAAGAACAGAACCUGAACACGCUCAUAAAGUUAACUAGAUGGGCUAAGCUCCCUGGGUGGGGAGAGAAAGUACCUAGAAAUACUCUCCUAGGCUCAACUCCGCUGAACAAGUACCGAAACAUUUGUCAUUUACUAGACAAGUACCGAAACACAUUGUUCUAGAACAAGUGCGUGUGGAUGGACACACUGUCAUAGACUAGACUAGAGGGGCUCAGCUUGGUGGCUCUGGUGUUAGGUCACCUAUAAAGAUAAAGGUAUGAUAAAUAUUACCUUUCCUUCUUGGCCUCCUACACACUCUUUCCCAGCUACUCCUAGACACUUUCAACCCAAACCAAAGGUACCUAUCGAUCUUGAUCUUGCUCACGGUGUACUAUACUCUACUCACUUUUCUGGCACACAGAGAAGGGGAAGGGUGACACAAAAUUGUUUGCCUAAAAUGAGUUGCAGAAUGUUUCCAUGGGACGUCAACACCAUAACGACGUCAUCUCCAUAAUGGCGUCAUCAGCAUAACAACAUCAUCACCGUAAUAACAUUGUCACCAUAACGACACCAACACCAUAGUGAUGUCAUCUCCAUAAUGAUUUAAUCCCCAUAACGACAGUCAUUCCAGUCACAGAGGUUUUAUAGGGCAACAGUUGGACAGAGAGGAUAAUAUGUAAAUAAGUUAUACAUUUACAUAUACAAUACAAGUCAAAAGUUGGGACACCUACUCAUUCAAGGGUUUUUCUUUAUAUUUACUGUUUUCUACAUUGAAAACAUCAACUAUGAACAUCAAACUAUGAAGUAACACAUAUGGAAUCAUGUAGUAUUUUAUAUUUUAUAUUCUUCAAAGUAGCCACCCUUUGCCUUGAUGACAGCUUUGCACACUCUUGGCAUUCUCUCAACCAGCUUC